UAGAGAAGGGCAAAGCGAAAAAGGGAAAGUUAGAUUUGCAAAGUUAUAAGUUUAUGCUUUCCAUUAUGGUGUAAUCUCCUCAGAGAAACACCUUUUUUAUAAUUUGCACCAAAGCUCUUGCUCUAGAAGGACCAUCAACUUCUAUAUAGAUAGGUGUGAGGGUGGAAGAGAGGGAGAAGAAGAGAAGAAGGAAGAGAGAAAGCUAGAGAAAGAUAUCUUAAGAAAGUUAUGUCAACAACUUCCCCAGCUAUUAUUAACCACAGCUUAUGCGAGGACCAGAAUGAGAUAAUGCCUGCACAAAUGGGUUUUGUUCCUUUCCCAAUAACAAACAUGUCCUUCCCUCCUUUGGAUUGCAAUCAAUCUUUGAAGGCCUUCAGUUCCAUAGCUUCUUCACUUGCAUCUGAAGGAGACUCUACAUCAAAUCUAACAGUAGAAACCCUACUUGCAACCACUGCUCUAAAAUCAAGAUCAGAACAUCAAUACCUCACUUCUAGCUUUGGAGGACCUCAAUUCCUAUCCUUGCACAGAUCAAGUGUGAAUCCAUGGGCAUUGGGAGAAGUAACUAAUGAUUGCUUCAGCAAUAAAAGAAGUGGAGUAGAUGAUCAUCAUCUAAGGAUUUCUGCCAUGAAGAUGAAGAAAAUCAAGGGAAGAAGGAAAGUGAGAGAGCCUAGGUUUUGCUUCAAGACCUUGAGCGAGGUGGAUGUGUUGGAUGAUGGCUACAAGUGGAGGAAGUAUGGACAGAAAGUGGUGAAGAACACACAACACCCCAGGAGCUACUACCGUUGCACACAAGACAAUUGUCGUGUAAAAAAACGUGUAGAGCGCUUAGCAGAGGAUCCAAGGAUGGUGAUAACAACAUAUGAAGGGAGACACGCACAUUCUCCAUCAAAUGAUCUUGAAGACUCUCAAUCUCCAUCUGAAUUUACCAAUUUCUUAUGGUAGUACGUGGACACCAACAUAAUAUAUAUUUACAUAAAUGUAUAUGUCUGAUCCAAAAUGGUGUGCUUUGUAGAGAUGAAAAUGGAAUUAAUUAAUAAUAAAAAUAAUCAAUAGAGGAAGGUGUGUGAAGAUUGACAAUGUAUAUAUACAUGUGCUCUUCUCCAUUCACUCCUCCAAUUUUCAUCACUUCCAAGCACACCAUAAGACUGUGUUUUCAAUUUCUGUGGCUGUCGGUGUGGCAAUAUCUUGGUGCAACCAAAUUUCUAGUUUAAUACCAUGCAUUUAGUCUUUGUACGUGUGUCUCAUUAUAAACUAGCUAAUAAUACAAUUUGUAAGUUGCCCUAAUUUUCUACUGGGCUUCUGCUUUAA
This is a messenger RNA of Lotus japonicus, 1308 nucleotides long. Its product is annotated as probable WRKY transcription factor 57. Gene Ontology annotation, biological process: regulation of DNA-templated transcription. Lineage: Eukaryota; Viridiplantae; Streptophyta; Magnoliopsida; Fabales; Fabaceae. The record is from RefSeq and is a predicted model, not a curated record. The transcript is spliced from 3 exons. Gene Ontology annotation, molecular function: sequence-specific DNA binding; DNA-binding transcription factor activity. The coding region runs from base 229 to 942 and encodes 237 amino acids.